AUGGAUUCCUACCCCCAAUCUCAGCUCAAGACCUCCCGAGGUUUCACAUACAACUACAUGCACGUGCGCGCCUCCAGCCCCAACAGCCAAACCAUCCUCUUCCUGCACGGCUUCCCAUCCUCUGUUUUCCACUGGCGCCACCAGAUCAAGUAUUUCUCGCAGAGAGGCUACGGCGUUAUCGCGCCCGAGCUUCUGGGCUAUGGGAAGAGCUCCAAGCCGCUUGACGAACAGGCGUAUACGGGGAAGGGGAUGAGUGAUGAUGUGAAGGAGAUCCUUGACCACGAGAAGGUCGGGAAGGUCGUUGGGGUUGCCCAUGACUGGGGAUCGUUUCUGCUGUCUCGCAUGGCGAACUUUUAUCCGGCGUUGUUUAGCAAAUAUGUUUUUGUGGACGUUGGAUAUUCGCCUCCGGGUCAGGGGCUCACGAGAAAGAACGUGGAGUUUAUUAAUGGGAUGGUGCAGCAGCAUAUGGGCUUCUCUGUAUUUGGCUAUUUCUUGUUCUUUGACGAGAAGGAUGCCGCUGAAAUCAUGGACAAGAAUAUCGACUCUGCAGAGAGUCUAUUCCAUACGCGGGACGAGGAGCUGGUGAAGAAGUAUAUGGGUGCACCCGGUGGGGCAAGGACUUGGUUCGAAGCUGGUAUGAUGGCGCCGAAGCCUGCAUAUCUUACUGCAGAGGACCAGGCGGAUUUCAGGAAAGAGUUCGCUCCUUCUAGAGGUGGAUUUGCACCAGCGAUCAACUGGUACAGAGCACAGUUGCACGACAUCAAUGCUGGCGACGAAAAAGGUAUAUUCCCCCCCCGCGCUAAUAUACUCUUUCGAUCACUGAUGCUGGAAGCAGAAAUCCCACAGGAAAACUACAAGCUUCAGCAGCCCACCCUGUUGCUCACGGGGAAUAAUGUCAUCACUGCAAGCGCUGAUUUCCCAAAGCAGAUGAAGCCGAACGCACCUCAUCUGGAAGUGAAGAAUCUUGAUGCAGGCCAUUGGAUUCAGCUGGAGAAGCCCGAUGAGACAAACGAAAUAUUGGGGGCGUUUUUUGAAAAGUGA
This is a messenger RNA of Lachnellula hyalina, 1041 nucleotides long. Its product is annotated as Bifunctional epoxide hydrolase. Gene Ontology annotation, molecular function: catalytic activity. The transcript is spliced from 4 exons. Bases 1 to 1041 code for a protein of 346 amino acids. The record is from RefSeq and is a predicted model, not a curated record. Lineage: Eukaryota; Fungi; Ascomycota; Leotiomycetes; Helotiales; Lachnaceae.